GAGCGUGGGAGGCGAGGACGGGCAGGGGAAAGCGAGCACCAGGUGUUUGGCAGGGUUUGCCUCAAAGGACUCUUCAAGAACUGAACAGAGAAAUCCCAAGCGAGCUGCCUGAAUCUUCACGAAUUCUCUUGUUCUGCCUUCCAUAUAAAGAACCAGGGCCAAUCGAAUUGGUGACUUUUGGUUUCCACCAGCUGUGGAUGCCUUUGACAUUAUGACUGCAGAAGAUUCCACCACAGCCAUGAACAGCGAUCCAACAGUGGGGUCCUCCACAAAGGUACCAGAGGGUGUGGCGGGCGCACCCAACGAGGCUGCACUGUUGGCACUGAUGGAGCGCACAGGCUACAGCAUGGUACAGGAGAACGGGCAGCGCAAGUAUGGUGGACCCCCGCCUGGCUGGGAGGGCCCGCAUCCCCAGCGUGGCUGUGAGGUCUUCGUGGGCAAGAUCCCACGUGAUGUGUAUGAAGAUGAGCUGGUACCUGUGUUUGAGACCGUAGGUCGCAUCUAUGAGCUGCGCCUCAUGAUGGAUUUCGAUGGCAAGAACCGCGGCUACGCCUUCGUGAUGUACUGCCACAAGCACGAGGCCAAGCGAGCUGUUCGUGAGCUCAACAACUAUGAGAUCCGCCCGGGCCGUCUGCUGGGGGUGUGCUGCAGUGUAGACAACUGCCGCCUCUUCAUCGGUGGCAUCCCCAAGAUGAAGAAGCGCGGGGAGAUCCUGGAGGAGAUCGCUAAGGUCACCGAGGGCGUGCUUAAUGUGAUUGUGUAUGCCAGUGCGGCAGACAAGAUGAAAAACCGAGGCUUCGCCUUUGUGGAGUAUGAGAGCCAUCGUGCCGCAGCAAUGGCACGCCGCAAGCUCAUGCCGGGUCGGAUCCAACUGUGGGGCCACCAGAUAGCUGUGGACUGGGCCGAGCCAGAGAUUGACGUGGACGAAGACGUGAUGCAGACAGUGAAGAUUCUCUACGUGCGCAACCUCAUGAUCGAGACCACCGAGGAGACCAUCAAGAGGAGCUUUGGCCAGUUCAACCCAGGCUGCGUGGAAAGGGUCAAGAAGAUCCGUGACUACGCCUUCGUGCACUUCACUAGCCGUGAGGAUGCUGUGCACGCUAUGAAUAACCUCAAUGGCACGGAGCUGGAGGGUUCCUGCUUAGAAGUCACGCUGGCCAAGCCUGUGGACAAGGAGCAGUACUCCCGCUACCAGAAGGCAGCUAAGGGUGGUGGCGGCUCAGCUGAGGCAGUAGCGCAGCAGCCCAGCUACGUGUACUCCUGUGACCCCUACACACUGGCCUAUUAUGGCUACCCCUACAACGCUCUCAUCGGGCCCAACCGGGACUACUUCGUGAAAAGCAGCAUAAGAGGCCGAGGGAGAGGCGCAGCUGGAAACAGAACCCCAGGGCCCAGGGGUUCCUACCUCGGAGGAUAUUCUGCUGGCCGUGGUAUAUAUAGCCGAUAUCACGAAGGCAAAGGCAAACAGCAAGAAAAAGGAUAUGAGCUUGUUCCGAAUUUGGAAAUCUCUACUGUCAAUCCAGUUGCUAUUAAGCCUGGCACAGUGGCCAUCCCUGCCAUCGGUGCCCAGUACUCCAUGUUCCAGGCAGCCCCAGCCCCGAAAAUACUUGAAGAUGGCAAGAUCCACACAAUGGAACACAUGAUCAGCCCCAUCGCAGUGCAGCCUGACCCCGCCACUGCUGCUGCCGCCGCUGCUGCCAUCAUUCCUGCGGUAUCCACACCACCACCUUUCCAGGGCCGUCCAAUAACUCCUGUAUACACUGUGGCACCAAAUGUUCAGAGAAUCCCCACCGCCGGCAUCUACGGGGCCAGCUACGUCCCCUUUGCUGCUCCUGCCACUGCCACAAUCGCCACACUACAAAAGAACGCUGCGGCCGCCAUGUACGGGGGCUACGCCGGCUACAUACCUCAGGCCUUCCCCGCUGCUCUCCAGGUGCCCAUCCACGACGUCUACCAGACUUACUGAGACCGGGGACCAGAGCCGAGGCAAGCCACCAAACCCUGCUGAAGGAACACUUUAUUAUUUAUGAAGAAAGAACAUGCCGGGUUGGCAUGCGUGCAAAACCUGCAAGUGAAGAAGAAUGUUAUCAAAUAGCACACUGAAAUAUUUUAUAUCCAUGAAGUUUUCACUCGCAUUUUUUUGAAAAUGACUUUUCAACUUAGCAGGCCCGCGUUCACACAUUUCUAAGAGACUUGCGACGCCUCACGCCUUAAUACCAUCUUUUCAAACAUGUAUGCUCCGCUGCAUUUGUACAGAGGUUUGGUUUUGUUUUUUAAGGAUAUAUUUUCAGUAUGAAGGUUAUUUUCUUAACUUCUGCACUCCAGAGUUUUCUAUUUUGUAGAAACUUUCAAAGUAUAUCAGCUAUAUAUAUGUGUAUAUCAAAAAAAAAAGAAAAAAAGAAAAAAAGAAAAAGCAGGCCCUCUCAUGUAGGGAACUAUUUUGAAAACUAUAUUCAAUAUUUAAAGACACAAACUGUAGUGCUCUGAAAUACUACAUGAAACAUUAUUUUAUUUUUAAGGUGAUGCUGGAAAGUGCAAUUUUAAAAUGAGAAAAAAAAAGUCUCUACUGUAUUUCCACUGGCAUUAAGGGUUGAAGAUACUGCCGUGUAUUCUCAUGUUUUCUGGGUUUAUGGGAGUUUUGGGUUUUUGUUUUUUGUUUUUUGUUUUUUUUUUACAGUCUGUUCUUAAGCCAACAUGGAAAAAGACUCCUCGCACCCAGAGUCCCAACACUGGAAAGCUCUGACCUGCCCUCAGUUCCUUGGGCUCACUCUGUGUGUCUCUAUUGUUAACUAUGCCCCGCCCCCACCCGUUUUCCUCCGCCUCCUUCCCUAGCUCCAGUGCAACUUUGAAGUUUGGC
Messenger RNA from Grammomys surdaster, 2857 nucleotides. It is a transcript of the gene Rbm47, whose product is annotated as RNA binding motif protein 47. The transcript has 6 exons. The record is from RefSeq and is a predicted model, not a curated record. Gene Ontology annotation, cellular component: nucleus. Bases 212 to 1966 code for a protein of 584 amino acids. Gene Ontology annotation, molecular function: mRNA binding. Lineage: Eukaryota; Metazoa; Chordata; Mammalia; Rodentia; Muridae.